AAUGAAAAGUUGGUCGGAGGCCAGCCAUGGAUGGCCUCACUUGACCAGCACUGUUAGGCAAUGCAUGGCUGGCCUGUUGGGGCCGGACUGAUUAUCGUUGGCCAGCCGUGGUAGCAGGCACGGUCGUUCUCAUCAAACUGGUAAGAAAAGAAAAAGAUAUAAAAUAUCUUGUCCACAACUCUGAUGUGGUGGGGAGGAGAUUUGGGCUCAGGGCCCAAGCUUUGGGGCCUAAUCGUCCAAGCGUCAUGGUCUAGGUUUAAGGCUCAAAGACAACAAGCCUAGUGUGAGACUUCUGGAUUUCUAUUUUUCGGUCAAUCACGUCAUUUUUUUUGCAAUUAUGGAAAAAGCAGAUGCAGUGUGUGAGUUGAGUUGUACGGUCGACAUCGAUCAUUUCUAUUUGACAAUAGAAUGGAAGUUCCAAUUUAGUUAGACAAGUUAGAAAAUAUAAAUUAUAUUUUUGUUUGAACAUUGGGGUAUCUGCGUGUCAGCCCCAAUGGAUGAUUGGCAACACGCGUCCACAGGUGAGAGGUUGGUUGCAUGAGACUCUUUCUCAUGGGAAAAGAAAAAAAUAGAAAAAGAAUCCCACAAGAUUGGUACUGGUUUUUUCUCUGUGUGUUUCUCAAUGAAUAUGUGACACAGAGUUUGAGAAUGGAGUGCAAUGUAUCAUGUAAAGUGGAAGAUAGAAGAUAGAAGAUGGAUGGUACAACACUACACUCCACUCCAACUCCGCCACGUGACUUUUCCCCUCCAAACUCCCUUCAACCACUCAUGACGUGACAAGUUUCUAGUCGGUAGCUAAAUGCCUCAUGGUGGACGGUGUGAGGGGCAAAAAUGGAGGUUCCUUAUUUUUAUGCAUCCAAGAAGACCCGAACUCUUUGUCGACUAUUAAAAACAAUAAAACAACGUAUGAGAGUUUAGCAUGAAAGAUAGUUUGAGGACCGAGUCUUAAACUUGGUUCAACCGAGCGUGAAGAUUCCAACUUGAAAUUGUUUCUACACCGACAUAUUGUUUUCGUAUACGUGUCUUAUGAAUAUGUUAAAAUAGUGGGGAUGCCAAAAAAUUAAAAAAACUACAUAUUAUAUACUUCAAAGAAAUUCCAUGGAAUGGUCUUCUUUCUUUCUAAAGAUAUGAUUCUUGUAAAUUGGGGUAUUUUUGGCCCACUUUUUAUUAUUUAUUUUUUUUAUUUACUUGAUAACGUAGGUGCGUAGAUGCCUUGCUUUGGUUAAUUCCGUUCUCUGACAUAUCAUGAACACGUGUGUUUCUCUUAUCAAUUUUUUCCAAGCUAUAUAUAUAUAUAUAUCCAACAUUGCACCUUCCUUUUACGGUUCUUCUUGGUCAUUUCUCCUUAUUCUGCAACACCAAAGUUGCAUGCACAGUUUAUAGAAACGGUGAGCAAACUCAUCAAACACCUUUACUUAUUUUGUGUUUGUAUUAUUUUUGAUUUGUUUCCAGAAGUUGAUCAAAAGUAUAUUUGGGAGCUCAGAAUAGUUGAGGGAUCAGAUAAAGUAGUUGGUGACUCAGCUUUACUUUUCCUCUGCUUUUGAUGUAGUUGGUUGGAGUUGGUUUGGUUGAAAAAACAUGAGAGUUACACAGGAGAGAGAAAACCCAAAUUUCAAGAGGCUGAAAUGAGUUGCCUCUGAUCCAGGGAACUCAAGUUUUCAAUGAUUUUCCUUUCUGGGUUUCUGUAUUUGUUCUGAGUUUCUUUAUCUGGCAGCAUUUGAUUGUGCUGGCUGCAAAUAGGACACUGAAUCUCACAUUCAAUUCAUUUGAUCAAAUUCAUAAAGCACUGUUUUUUUUUUCUUUCCUAUGAUCAAUGGGUUGGUAAAAAGUUAGAAAAAGAUGGCUUUGGUUCUUGUCCUAUUCUUUUCUUUCAUGUGGUUGAUGACAAGGGUAGAUAGAGAGGGGUCCAGAGAGGAUUGUCCAGAGAGUUGAAGAGGUUGAAAGGAGCCUAAAGUUUUUCUAUUUAUAGUUUGUAGUUUCAACGUAUUCUUUAAAAUAUUACCACGAACUUAAAACAAUUUAGCAAAUCAAAUUCAAUUUACCAUUUCAGUUCAGUUGUUUCUAAUCCCAAAAUAAUUGUCAUAGGCAUCUAAAUGUUCAUGAUAUUUGUAUUAGAUUAUAGAAAGAUUUAUUUCUCACUGAAGACAGUUCUUGAUUUUUUGUUCUUUUUAACCAAGACACUUGAAAAGAGAGAGAGAAAGUAAUUGCAGACUAGCAAGUUUAUUAGUUUAAGAGGGUUUGGAAGGUGAAGGUUGUUGCUGCCAAGUGAAGGAAAUCCAUGGAGGAGAUAGCUCAGGCAGUUGCGGUUCCAUAUAGGCUAGGUAAUUUGAUCCAUGAAGAGUCAGCAGUAAAAAUCCAAAUGGAAAUGACUGGCCUCAAGUUAAUAGCAAAUUCACCUUGUGAGUCCUUUUCUUGUGGAAAUGAAAGUUACAGAAGCAAUGGUCCGCAUGAUGAAAACAGAGUAGAAGCCACUGUGUCGAAUAUGCUUGCAGGAUACGUGGGUGAUCGGAUUUCUAAUGAAAAUAUUGUUUGGGGAAGUAAGGAGAACAAUAAGUUCAGGCCAUCAUGUGAGGUUGGCAAUGGAUCUAGUACUACUUCUGAUGCCUGUACAUCGCUUAUUUCGGCAACUAGGGAUAAGAAAAUUUGUAGAACAAGCUGCAGUCAGAAAGUUUUCUAUUUGGAUCGAAUACCCCUUUGGGGUUACGCAUCUAUCUGUGGAAGGAGACCGGAGAUGGAAGAUGAUUUUGCCAUUGUACCUCGAUUUUUGCAGAUUCCUAUUCAAAUGUUAAUGGAUGACUGUGGUUUGAAUGGCAUGAAUCAAAACCCCAGUCACUUAACUGCCCAUUUCUUUGGCGUGUAUGAUGGCCAUGGUGGUUGCCAGGUUGCUAACUAUUGUCGCGAACGCGUACAUUCUGCAUUGGCUGAAGAGAUAGAUACUGCAAAAGCAGGCUUGCAUGACAGAAGUACUGGGGAGGGUUGGCAGGAGCAGUGGAAGGAGGCUUUCUCCAAUUGUUUCUUGAAAGUGGAUGCUGAGAUUGGAGGAGCUCCCAGAGGCACGAAUGUGAGCAACACUUGUGCUUCUGGGGACUAUGAUCUCCAACCUAUUGCUCCUGAAACCGUCGGUUCUACUGCUGUAGUCACCGUUAUUUGUCCAACCCAUAUCAUAGUGGCAAAUUGUGGUGACUCAAGAGCAAUAUUAUGCAGAGGAAAAGUGGCUGUGCCAUUGUCAGUAGACCACAAGCCAAAUAGAGAAGAUGAAUGUGCAAGGAUAGAGGCUGCAGGAGGCAAAGUCAUCCAGUGGAAUGGUUCUCGUGUAUUUGGUGUUCUUGCAAUGUCAAGGUCCAUAGGGGACAGAUACUUGAAACCGUGGAUUAUUCCGGAUCCAGAAGUAGUGUUUGUUUCUCGAGAAAAGGAAGACGAGUGCCUAAUUCUAGCCAGCGACGGGUUAUGGGAUUUCAUGACAAACCAGGAGGCCUGCGAUAUUGCACGAAGGCGGAUCCUUCUGUGGCACAAAAAGUAUGGUGAUACCACCAUGUCAAUGGAAAGGGGUGAGGGAGUUGAUCCUGCUGCUCAAGCUGCAGCAGAUUAUCUCUCAAGGCUUGCCUUGCAAAAGGGGAGCAAAGACAACAUCACUGUAGUGGUGAUAGACUUGAAAGCAACAAGGAAGUUUAAAAGAAAAACCUGACUGCAACUAAGAUUGGAAUCUGAGAUAUGCCGGUACAUUAUUAGAUGAAGAGUGGCUCAGCCCAUAAGUUUUUCACCUGGGUUGGGUGUAGUUAUGAAAACUCCUCUGCAUAAAGAAAUGGUCAAUGCUCAAGUAUAGCCUCUCAAGAUUUUUUU
Prunus avium (sweet cherry) is the source of this 3840-nucleotide messenger RNA. The record is from RefSeq and is a predicted model, not a curated record. Lineage: Eukaryota; Viridiplantae; Streptophyta; Magnoliopsida; Rosales; Rosaceae.